Messenger RNA from Clarias gariepinus (North African catfish), 1494 nucleotides. It is a transcript of the gene mtrf1l, whose product is annotated as mitochondrial translational release factor 1-like. Lineage: Eukaryota; Metazoa; Chordata; Actinopteri; Siluriformes; Clariidae. The record is from RefSeq and is a predicted model, not a curated record. The coding region runs from base 117 to 1427 and encodes 436 amino acids. Gene Ontology annotation, biological process: translational termination. Gene Ontology annotation, molecular function: translation release factor activity. The transcript has 7 exons.
UGACUUUUAUUUUGAAGUACGACUAACACGGAAGUAAGCGCAUGACCGGAUUGUUGUCCUGUAAUAAGAAAGCGUGGUAGGUGAUGGACUGUAAACGUUAUUAAAAACCUUCCCGCAUGGCUGUGGCGUGUUUCACUAAGCAGCUGCUCAGACGCGCUGCGUUCCCGCCGACAGGACACCGCGCUAGAGCCGUGUUUAAUCACGCGCUCGGUGGUCUGACGUACAGCCGUGCGCGUGGAGCCCCGGUUUACCGACACAGAACCUUUCACACGGCACACUCAGCACUGCUGGCGAAGCUCCUGACGGCGGACGAGCUGUUUAGCAGGAGCUCCGUGCAGGACUACCUGAGGAGAGCGCAGGCGGAGUAUGAGGAGUGUCUGCGCGCGGUGAACACCGCACACCUGCACACACACGAGCAGCAGGAGGAGGAGGAGGUGGUGAGGGCGAAGCGGGCGAGGGUCACUGCUCUAGCGCCUCUUGUUCAGAAAAUUAGCGAGCUGCAGUUAAAACAAAGGGAUUUCGAGGAGACCGAGUCAUUACUGAAAGAAAAUGACCCUGACCUGCGCGAGCUUGCUGAGACAGAGAGGGAGCACUGCCUGGCAUCCAUGCAAGAAAUGAAACAAACGAUUCUCUCACUCCUUGUUCCCGAGGAAGAAUCAGACUUGAGUGAUUUGGUCUUAGAGGUUACCGCUGGAAUUGGAGGUCAAGAGGCCAUGCUUUUUACAGCAGAAAUAUUUGACAUGUACCAAAACUAUGCUGCUUUUCAUGGCUGGGGCUUUGACACACUGGAAUAUAUGCGAAGUGAUAUUGGGGGUUUACGACAUGCCACGGCCAGCGUCAGUGGUCCACUGAGCUAUAAGAAGAUGAAGUUUGAAGCAGGUGUCCAUCGGGUCCAGAGAGUCCCGAAGACAGAGAAACAAGGCCGCAUGCACACCAGCACUAUGACGGUGGCAAUAUUGCCACAGCCUACAGAGAUCUCCUUUACUAUUAACCCUAAAGACCUGAGGAUUGAAACAAAAAGAGCAAGUGGAGCUGGAGGACAGCAUGUUAACACGACUGACAGUGCGGUCAGGAUAGUCCAUUUACCAACAGGCACAGUGUCUGAGUGUCAGCAAGAGCGCUCCCAGAUAAAAAACAAAGAGAAGGCCAUGAAGCUGCUGCGGGCCAAGCUCUACGCCGCAAAGCUGGAGGAGGAGACGAGUAAGAGGUACCACGCCCGCAAACUUCAGAUUGGUACCCGAGGCAGAUCAGAAAAAAUCAGGACCUACAACUUCGCACAAGAUCGGGUCACUGACCAUCGGAUUGGGAAAACUCUGCACGAUGUACAUGGAUUUUUAUUAGGGGAGGAGCUGCUGGAUGAGAUGAGCAUGUUUUUGCAGCAGUUUUCUGAACAGGAAGUGCUCAUGGACAUUAUCGAAGGUCAAUAACAGAGAUGAAUAAUUAAAUGACAUUGAUUUAAAACAAUUAAUAAAUGCUUUUCUUUUAAGUAUUGUA